Messenger RNA from Owenia fusiformis, 1080 nucleotides. The record is from the annotation of a GenBank genome assembly. Lineage: Eukaryota; Metazoa; Annelida; Polychaeta; Sabellida; Oweniidae.
UAACAAUUCGUGUUAACAUGCAGUGGUGAAUUACAGUGCAUGAUUUGAAGCUGUUUGAAAACGUUUGGUUUUAGAGGACAUUUUAUGAUACAUCUUCAUUAACAUGUCUGCAUUCAGAAAUUUCCUUGGUAUAAUGAGUAACAAUGCAAUGGCAUUGCUUGUACUUGUGGUGAUUUUGCUGAUAACAUGGAUACUUUUACACCGAAGUCGAUGGAUCCUUCCAACAGGGCCCUUUCCAUGGCCAAUCAUUGGCAAUCUCUCUAUGCUUAUGCCCAUUGAGGGUGACAACAGUGGGGCCAAGCGUCUAUUGGAAAUGUCGAAGAAAUAUGGAACGGAUAUAUUAAGUAUAAAAGUCGGUGCCACACAAGCUAUUGUUCUAAACAAGCAUACCGAUAUAAAGGAAGCAUAUAGUAAAGAUGAAUUCAACUUUGUGAAUCAUGAAGGGCCUGCUAAGCUUAUUGCUCCAGGUAUAGCAGCUACUGACGGAGCCCAGUGGAAGGAACAAAGGAGGUUUGCCCUUAGUACACUACGGGACUUUGGCCUUGGAAAGAACAAAGCGCAGGACAUGAUUCAGGAUGAGCUAUUAAUGGCGGUUGAAGAGUUAGGCAAGAGUGAAGGACGGCCAUUUAACGCAGGACCCUUAAUAUAUAAUAUGGUCGCAAAUAUUAUCUGCUGCCUUAUCUUUGGACAUCGAUUUGAUUAUAAUGACACAAAGUUCAAACAGAUCCUUUCCACUCAGAAUGAAAUUGUUAAUAAAUGUUUUAAAUACGUCGCUUUUGGAUAUUUAAUUCCACCAUUGAUAAGAGAUAAUAUUCCCGGGGAUAUUUUUCGAAUCGAGUACGUGAAGUACCUCCAAGCUGAGUUGAGAAGAGAUGUUAACCAAAAAGAGUACAAAGACCAUCUAGCUAAAUACAUAGACGGGGACCGUAACGACUACAUAGAUGCUUUUAUCAAAGAAUUGAUUGAUCACAAAGAUACAGAAAAAGAACACUGGUUUACGGGUAUUCUUUAUCAUUUGUAUGCAGUCCACUUAUGGGGGAUUUACGAUCGAUCUACGCCGCCGCCGCCAAAGCAUAAACA